UAUAUAAUGGAUUUAGCCCAACGGCUGGUAUACACGGAGCAAGAUUACAUACUACAGUUUGCAGUUUCUGCAAAUUGAAAUGAAAAAGACUCUACAGUAGUGAUUUCUCCAAUUUCAAUAUUUAAAAAGCCAAAACAAGGCAAGGGUUUGCGUACCGAAACAGAGAGAAAAAAGAUGGCCUCUUUUGGGUCUCUAAAAUCUACAAUCUACGACAAAGAAGAGAGAAAACAGCAAUACCAAUCUUAUAUUCGGGGCCUCAACGCUUAUGAUCGCCACAAGAAAUUCUUGAACGAUUACGUUAGUUUCUAUGGGAAAGAAAAUUCUACAAAUUUAAAGUUGCCGAUUAAGACAGAUAAGGAUACCCUAAGAGAAGGAUACAGGUUCAUACGUACUGCGGAAGAUGACAUGGAUACAUCCUGGGAGCAAAGGCUAGUGAAGCGUUACUAUGAUAAGCUUUUCAAAAAUACACCCUUGUCAUUACUCAGAACCUCUGAAGACAUGCCAGAUUGGCUUGAGAUGGAGGACAGAGAAGGAAGUUAUAUCUGGGAAAGUUCAUAUGCGGUAACAAACAUUGUGAUGACAAAGAUGAUUUAUCAAGCUAUGAGCAACUAUCUGCAGGUGAAUUUUUCAUAUUUUGAAGCUGGUGAAAAUAAGCAAGCCCUUGUGAAAUUGGUAGCUUGUAAAAGAUGCGCUGAAAAGCUUAACUACAAAAAUAGGAAAGAAAAGCAAAGGUUAGAGAGAAGAGAGAAGGAAGAGAUAAAGAGAAAGAGGGAGCGAUUAAGUAGUAAUGUUGAUUCAGAUGAUGAAAAGAGCAAAAAUAAGAGAAAAAAAGGUAAAAAGCCUUUGAUAUCAGAAGAUGAUCAUAAAUCUGAUAGUGAUGAAAACUUCGACGAAUAUCUGGAGGGAAUGUUUCCAUAGCUGAGUGUCUGUUGCUCUGUCAGGAGGUUAGUAAUCUUAUGCCCGCAGCCUGGCAGGGAGAUGCCAGUAGAACCAACACGAGCUAACACUUAAAUGGUCCUUGAGCAAUGGUUUAUUUAUUUCCCUGUAGAUUUUAAGAAAUUGUAAAAGAUUAUAUCAGCAUAACUGCAUUCUUUGGAAGCAUAUCGCGUGGAAUGGAUCAUGGUUUCCUACAUUCCAGAUGCUGGGAAUAUAACAGUGUCAUUAUAGUUAA
Messenger RNA from Ricinus communis (castor bean), 1171 nucleotides. Its product is annotated as protein FRA10AC1. Gene Ontology annotation, molecular function: phosphatase activity. NCBI's taxonomy places the organism in Eukaryota, Viridiplantae, Streptophyta, Magnoliopsida, Malpighiales, Euphorbiaceae. The record is from RefSeq and is a predicted model, not a curated record. Gene Ontology annotation, biological process: dephosphorylation. The transcript is spliced from 11 exons. Bases 175 to 918 code for a protein of 247 amino acids.